GGAUUUUUGAAGUAGUGAUAAAAAUCCAUUUAUAAACUAGGUCUGCGAAGCGAAGAAUCAUUCUAGUGAGCACUUCCACUAAGAACAAGUCAAAAUGGCGUUCAAAGUUGUGAUCCUCUGCGCUUUCGCCCUUCUGAUCCAGUCCAUCUCCGGAAAGAGCUGCGGUUGCUCGUGCGGGUCCGGCCGCUCCGGCAAAUACAUCAGCUCCGGCUCUAUUGGGUCCGUGUCCUCUAGCAGCUCCGGCUCUAUUGGGUCCGUGUCCUCUAGCAGCUCCAUCAGCUCCAAGUCUAUCUCCGUCUCCAACAGCGGCGGCGACUUCCUCGUCACCUGUGUCGGCCCCAUCUCCCCCUCUGGCAUCGCCGUCUCCUCCGAGCUCGGCCUGAGCGGGGACUUGAACGUCAACGGGGAACUGCCGUUCCUGAGCGCCGUGGAGUUCUCGGGCCAAUACGACACUAAAGGGUCCGGGUGCGUGGACUACAGCUGCGGCACGUGCGGGAACGUGGCCAUCACCAGCGUGCAGGGCAGCUCCGGCUGCGGCUGCGGCUGCGGACGCUAAGAACACCAACUAACAAUGACUCGAAAACUGCAAGUUAUGUAUCUACCGAUAUUUUUAAUUUAAUUAUUUAUCGGAUGUAAAAUUGAAGACGCUCAAUGCUGUGACACAAUAAUAUAUAUGACCAUACUA
Cydia strobilella is the source of this 685-nucleotide messenger RNA. RefSeq names its product chorion class high-cysteine HCB protein 13-like. The record is from RefSeq and is a predicted model, not a curated record. Gene Ontology annotation, biological process: chorion-containing eggshell formation; multicellular organism development. The transcript is spliced from 2 exons. Gene Ontology annotation, molecular function: structural constituent of egg chorion. Gene Ontology annotation, cellular component: egg chorion. Lineage: Eukaryota; Metazoa; Arthropoda; Insecta; Lepidoptera; Tortricidae. Bases 95 to 556 code for a protein of 153 amino acids.